AUCAUUUGUCAAUAUCAAUUCCCUCUGCCACCUUCUGGUCGGCAAACCAAAGCUUAACUUCAGGUGUCUCUUCACUUCAUCUCUCUCUAGAACUUAGUGUGUGUUCUCUCUUCACUUCAUCUCUCUCUAGAACUUAGUGUGUGUUGUGUGUGUCUCUUGUAUGUGUCUGUCCCUAUAUUUUCAUGAAACUUACUCUCUUCGCACACUGUGCAUAAAUUCCCACUCUUCUUUCCCUCAACUACAACUCUGGUUCAACAGUUUUAUGUUUUGCAAUAGCCCUACACAACCAACCAUCACUCGUUCUGUACCUUUUUGCUCUUUCUUCGAGUAAAAGAUUUUUUUUUUUUUUUUGCUCUCAUUAAUUUCCCUCUUCGCUUUUCUUGUCAUCCCUUCAUAAAUUUGAAGGAACCUGAGAAAAUUACAAAGUUCUUAGCUUUUCGAGAUUUCCAAGCAAAAAAAAUUGCAAGAUAUCGCUUUAAAUUUGUGAAGUGGGAUUGAGAAAUUUGAAGAAAUGAUUAACGUGAUGCAUUCUUUGAGCAAGCCGAUGAAUCAAGUGGAAAAUUGCUUGGACCCUCAGCUAUGGCAUGCCUGUGCUGGUGGGAUGGCUCAAAUCCCACCACCAAAUUCCAAAGUCUAUUAUUUCCCUCAAGGUCAUGCUGAACACGCCAAUGAAAAUGUUGAUUUCACGAAAUUUCCAAGAAUCACACCUCUCAUGCUGUGUAAAGUAGUCUCUAUUAAGUACUUGGCUGAUUCUGAGAGUGAUGAAGUAUUUGCUAAAAUCAGAUUAGUGCCUCUGAUAAUGAAUGAAUCUGAUGUGUGUGAUGAUGAGAGAGGGUUGCUAGGGAUUGAAAGGAAUGAGGAGAGAGAGAAAACCAAUUCAUUUGCAAAGACAUUGACACAGUCUGAUGCAAACAAUGGGGGUGGUUUCUCUGUGCCUAGGUAUUGUGCUGAGACCAUAUUUCCUAGGUUGGAUUACUCUGCUGAGCCCCCUGUCCAGACAAUCUUGGUUAAGGAUGUCCAUGGUGCUGUUUGGAAGUUUAGGCACAUCUAUAGGGGGACUCCCCGGCGCCACCUUCUGACCACGGGUUGGAGCAAUUUCGUGAACCAGAAGAAGCUUGUGGCCGGGGAUUCAAUCGUGUUCUUGAGGGCGGAGAAUGGGGAUCUGUGUGUGGGCAUACGCAGGGCAAAGAGGGGCAUUGGUGGUGGAGCUGAGGUCUCGUGUGGCUGGAACACGGGCAUCCCGGCCUUGCACGGGGGGUUCUCGGGUUUUCUUGGUGAGAAUGUGGGCCUUGGCAUGGGUGGUAGUAGGAGAGGGGGUGGGGGUGAGCUGGGAUUGAAGGAGAGGGGUAAUGUGAAGGUUGAGGCUGUUGUUGAGGCAGCUAGUCUUGCUGCUAAUGGCCAGCCUUUUGAGGUUGUUUACUAUCCUCGUGCUGGCUCACCGGAGUUUGUGGUUAGGGAGUCGGCCGUUAGGGCUGCAAUGAGGGUGCAAUGGUGCUCGGGGAUGAGGUUUAAGAUGGCGUUUGAGACAGAGGAUUCAUCUAGGAUCAGCUGGUUCAUGGGAACCAUUUCGUCUGUUCAAGUAGAUGAUCCAAUUCAUUGGCCUAAUUCUCCUUGGAGACUUCUUCAGGUUGUUUGGGAUGAGCCUGAUUUACUACACAAUGUGAAGAGAGUGAAUCCUUGGUUGGUUGAAUUGGUGUCGACUAUGGGAGCUGGCCACGGCCUGUCCCCGUUCUCUCCACCAAGGAAGAGGCCGCGGCUGCCUCAGCCAACGGAGUUUCCCUACGGGCAACUCCCAAUGGGGACACUCGUUAGCAACCCCCUCAGUCCUAGCAGCCCCUUGUGUUGUCUACCCGACAACAUUCCUGCAGGCGUACAGGGAGCCAGGCAUGCUCGAUUCGAACUACCUCCACCGGAUCUCCAGUUCAAGAAGCUGCAGCCGUUUGAUUUCAAGCUGCUCGACUACACUGGUCAAUUCCCUAGACUCCUCACCAGCUACCCUCUCCAAAAUCCCAACUGUGAUGCCUUGUCUUGCUCACUCAAAAUGGGGAGUUCUCUUCACGAGGCGAAGAAAACCAACGAGGCCAAGACACCGAUGUUUCUUCUGUUCGGGCAGCCGAUUCUCACUGCAGAGCAAAUCUCUCAGAGCCACUCUGUAGACACAGAAGGCAACAGCUCAGAUGGGAAUCAAGAAAACACAGCAAACCUAUCCAACGGCUCGGGGUCUGCUGUCAUUCAGAAUUUCCCACCGGAGGCCUCCUCGGAUGGAGAGUUUCCAAGGUUCAAGGACCAAACGGCUUAUCUUGGGCUGGAGACGGGCCAGUGCAAGGUGUUCGUGGAGUCGGAGAAUGUUGGCCGGACGCUUGACCUAGCAAUGCUAUGCUCUUAUGAAGAGCUCUACCGGAAACUGUCAGUCAUGUUUGGCAUGGAGAGAUCAGAGAUGUCGAGCAACGUGCUCUACAACGACGCUCGUGGCAACGCGAAACAUGUCGGGGAUGAGCCCUUCAGUGAUUUCAUCAAGAAUGCUAGAAGGCUUACGAUUCUUAUGGAUUCGGGCAGUGUCAAUCUUGGUAACUAGAGGCGGAUUUGAUCGAUUAUUAUUUCAAUUGUACAGUUUGAUCAAAACUAUUGUUGUAGGUUUACAAUUUGGAAGUAGUGGGAAAAUUCCCUUUCAAGCAAACUUCAUAUUUGUUUCUUCAUGAACUCACUUUUGUAUUGUUCUAAUUCGUUACCAUAAAGAUUUCCAUUAUGACUUUUAUUUUCAUUA
Salvia miltiorrhiza (redroot sage) is the source of this 2764-nucleotide messenger RNA. Its product is annotated as auxin response factor 18-like. Lineage: Eukaryota; Viridiplantae; Streptophyta; Magnoliopsida; Lamiales; Lamiaceae. The transcript is spliced from 4 exons. Gene Ontology annotation, biological process: response to hormone; regulation of DNA-templated transcription. The record is from RefSeq and is a predicted model, not a curated record. Gene Ontology annotation, cellular component: nucleus. Bases 512 to 2575 code for a protein of 687 amino acids. Gene Ontology annotation, molecular function: protein binding; DNA binding.